GUCGCUUCUAGUAGAUAGGAUCAGUAUUCUAAAUAUACCAGAGCCAUGAAAGCCUUAAUUGCUUCUGUUAUAUGCAUGAAUAUAUUUUAUUUAGUUAACUGUUACUCUCAGUUGAAUUCCAUGUCUAUUGAAGAAUUAAAUAGUCGUUAUUGCGCUUUACACUGUAAAGACUGUUUUCGCUAUUGUGUACGAGAAAAUCAAGCUGAAGUUUCUGUCGAGUUUUACAAAAACUGUGCUCAACAAGUAAAAUUUUACCAAACUUUAUUCGAAUUAGAUAAUUUUAUUUGCAAAAGAAGCAGCGAAAAGGAAUAUUUAAAAUUUUUAAACUGUUUUGUCGCAGCCUUACAAACUGCAAAUAAGGAUCUUCCUAACAUACUACCCGUUUCUCAGGUAACGAGAUUAUGAUUGCUGUAAAAAUUUCGAAUAUUUAGUCUACAAAAUUAAUUUAUUUACAUUAGUAACUCGAAAUUUUAACUAAUUUCCUUUUCUACGUUGUUCUUACAUGUUGUUCUUACUUUUGUUUUUAUUUUAACCUUAGCUUGGGUCUAAGGUUAGGUUUGUUUAUUUAGCAUCACAGUCUGUUAACCAUUACCACAUUUUACUUUCCCGGUGUCAUAUAUAACAAGGGAAAGAAGUGAGAUCGUAAUUUGGCCCUCCUAGUUUUUUGCAUAUCUCCACAUUUUAACCUCCUGAAUCCAAAAAAGUUAGAAAAACUGCAAAAUAUUUGUGUGUUAUCGUCUAUUUCGCUUAAUAUCUCAAAAUGUGGUUAAGAUGAAAAAACGAAAUUUGGCAUUGUAACUUGCAUAAGUCAUAAUGCAAAUCAUGAGCAUUAAUGCUAUUAAAUUUUGGUAGUUAAAGAUCGGGGAGUGGAGAUAAAGAGGACGUCAUGUGUCAUAAC
Centruroides sculpturatus (bark scorpion) is the source of this 898-nucleotide messenger RNA. RefSeq lists its product as uncharacterized. The transcript has 4 exons. The coding region runs from base 46 to 405 and encodes 119 amino acids. NCBI's taxonomy places the organism in Eukaryota, Metazoa, Arthropoda, Arachnida, Scorpiones, Buthidae. The record is from RefSeq and is a predicted model, not a curated record.